Diospyros lotus (date-plum) is the source of this 1198-nucleotide messenger RNA. RefSeq lists its product as uncharacterized. The transcript is spliced from 5 exons. Bases 96 to 980 code for a protein of 294 amino acids. The record is from RefSeq and is a predicted model, not a curated record. Lineage: Eukaryota; Viridiplantae; Streptophyta; Magnoliopsida; Ericales; Ebenaceae.
UCAAAAGAAAAUUAACAGAUUUUUCUGUUUCUUAAGCUCAUAUACUCACUAGUAAACUGGAAUACAAUGCUUCCACUCUGACGACGACGACGACGAUGAGCCCCGCUGUUCUGCUCACUGCUAACAAGCCCUUUCUUCUCACCACCGCCACCUCUGCGAAGAAGAUUCACCCUCACCCUUUGCCUCAAUUAAAUCUCCCUCGCCGCACUAAUCCCUUCCUCGGAUCAACAAGAACCAAUCCAAUCUUCUCUGCAGCUUCUCCUCCCCGCGCUUGGCUCUCGCUUUGCUCCACCAAGGCAGCCCCAAAAUCAUCGGAGGCGGACACCCGGCCAGUCCAACAAGACACUUUGAUUGCCCGCGAUGGCGUUUUGGACGAAGAUGAGGCCCCGUUAUGGAGAGUCCAUGUAGGAACCCCAGCUACUGGUGCUCCCUCGCUUGUUCCAGCUAGACCUAAACUAAGCUUGAGCGACCAAGCUUUCUUUCUUUUGGCCUUCAUCGCUUGCACGACAUCUGUAGCAUUUACAAGCUUGGUCAUUGCAGCAGUACCAACUCUUUAUGCAAUGGGUAGAGCUGCAAUAUCUCUCUCAAAGCUGGCCGAUACUGCACGUGAGGAGCUCCCUAGUACAAUGGCUGCAAUCCGGCUCUCUGGGAUGGAAAUAAGUGAUCUGACUCUGGAGUUGAGUGACUUAAGUCAAGAGAUAGCUGACGGGGUCAACAAAUCUGCUCAAGCUGUGCAAACCGCAGAAGCUGGAAUUCGGCAAAUGGGAUCUCUUGCUCGCGAACGCACCAUGUCAAUGAUUGAGGAGAGGGCGAACCUGCCUAUAAUUUCUUUGCAGCCAGUCGUAGCCGGGGCCGCAAAGAAGACUUCUCAUGCGGUUGGCAAAGCCACAAAGACCUUUAUAAACAUGAUCUCCAGAGCAGAGCAAAGCUCAGAGGAUGAAAAUAAAAACGAAAGCGAAGAUUCAGUUGAUAGUUUAUAAAGCUCAAAAAAUUACGUAUUCUCCCUUUUUUUUGUUUUGGGUUUGGUUGUUUGGGGAGGGGGUGGAAGCAUCACUCCUGGAAGGUGGGUCAUUGAGAUCGAAAGCUUGUGCAAAUUCUGCUAAUGGAGAUGCUUCUUGAUUUGAGUACAUAAUAUAAUAGAAGAGGAGCCUACGAACGUGCAUACAAAUAACAAGCGUUCGUAUGCUAAUGAUUGCUA